Megalops cyprinoides (Indo-Pacific tarpon) is the source of this 5909-nucleotide messenger RNA. It is a transcript of the gene lgalsla, whose product is annotated as lectin, galactoside-binding-like a. NCBI's taxonomy places the organism in Eukaryota, Metazoa, Chordata, Actinopteri, Elopiformes, Megalopidae. Gene Ontology annotation, molecular function: carbohydrate binding. The record is from RefSeq and is a predicted model, not a curated record. The coding region runs from base 345 to 875 and encodes 176 amino acids. The transcript has 5 exons.
UUUACUUCAAAUUCCGUUCUCUCACUGCGUAUUACAUUGUCUCAACGAAGCAGAAAGAAGCCAUGUUAAUUAGGGUUUACGACUCGCCGGGGAUUAUGUUUUUUUAUGGUGUACGUCAGCAUUCAGUCUCUUUACUCAAGUGGGCGAGACAGACUAAAGAAGGGCGUCUUCAGCAAUAGUAUAGGCCACUCGCGGCAAUACCUCGGAACACCCGUUUGAAUGUAUAGUAUACACCUUGUAGUGGCCGCCUGAGUCAUUGCCACGGCGCUGACACAUUCCUGGACCGGACUACCUCUGGAGCUCAGCUGAUCAAUCUGUUUCUCCUAUGGUUCACUGUGUACAAAAUGGCGGUGUCGGGUACGGAAAAGGACGGAAUUAAUACUGACGAUGAUCACCUGAACAAUUCACUGGGAAAUCCGGGGAUAUUAUCUCCAGACAGAGAGGAUAUACGGCUACUGGCAGUUCCUUUCAGUGGUCGCAUCAAAGGUGGGAUGAGGCCAGGAAAGAAGAUCAUUGUAAUGGGGAUUGUAGAUCCCGAACCGGAGAGCUUUGACAUCAGCCUGACAUGUGGCUGCGGUACAGAGGAGAAGCCGCCAGCAGAUGUGGCCCUGGAGCUCUGUGCCAGGUUUGAAGACCGCCAGUUCCUGCGCAAGGCCUGUGUGUCUGGCACCUGGGGUGAGGCAGAGAAGCCAAUCCCCUACUUUCCCUUCAUCGAAGACCAGCCGUUUCGGAUCGAGAUCCACUGCGAACACCAGCGCUUCCGAAUAUUUGUGGACGGACACCAGCUCUUUGACUUUUAUCACCGCGUGGCAUCCUUGCCGGCCAUUGACACGAUAAGGAUAAAUGGGAGUCUACAGAUCACCAAGCUGGGCUGACUCGGUCCGUCCCGGCAAGAGAAAGAGGGACCUCUCACAGGUGAAGGUGCAACACCUGUCUCUUCACACAUCGUGCAACACAGCAAUAGUAUCGACUCAAACCCGCGCUCACGGCAAUGGCAUCAUCCUCCGUUUCCCUCUCUUUUAUUUUUGUGAUGCAAACAAUGUCUGCCGCCCGAUUUCAGCUGUCAGUCUCUCACAUCUGGGCACAGUGUUGCCAGUUUAGCAUGCGGAUGAAUGGUUGCAAUGUCCAGUUGCGUGUCUUGGCUGUGAGGAAAAAUUCGACUCACUGUCAGUCCGUUUUGUCAAGGACGUCACAAUGUAACAUCAGUGAAUGCUGGCAGAGUACGCCACGGCAAAAAUUACAGCAAAGAAAAUCUCAACUCUCGAGUAAGGCAUUUUUGUAUUGGUGAAAGUGCAUAGGUACUCAGGAAUAAAAUAUCAUUAGAUGUAUUUAUUUGUCUAAUAUGUAUUUAUUAAUCAAUGACUACAAAAACAGUGGUAUUUAUUAGGAGAGAUUGGGAGCACCUGCGUAGUAUUGAAGUUCAACAUUUUCAGAGAAGAUGUUUUAAAAAUCCUUGCCGAUAUGUUUUCCAAAGCUAAGAGCAAAGCAAAAAAUGGCAAAUUAGAUUUAGUUAGUUGAAGGGAAAAGCAAACAGAAUAUUUGAAUAUAUAGAGUCAGCAUUAAAAAUAUAUUGUGAAGUCUCUUGUCAAGAUGCAGCAGUUUUUAAUUUAAGCAUUUGUAGAUAUGAAGUUAUCAAUGUGUCAUCAGUGCUCAUUACAAUCUUUGUUGCUCAUUGCAAUCAUUAAUUUGUGGUCAGUAAUUUACUGAUGCAGGGCUGCACUGUAGUGUGUAGAAUAUCAUUUAGGCAGAGCUGCUUUCAGAGUAGUUGUAGAGGUGAACAGGAAUGGUUUCCCUGUGCGGUUUGGUUCAGAUCGCCACGUUAAACGAUUGACUCACCUACUAAUGAAGAAUGGUACUCAGCAAGCGUCCUUUCACUUCUGUGUGGCUCAGUAUAAUUCCGCUGAGAACGUUUCACUAAGAACAGGGUUAAAUAUGCAAUUAGAGGGAGGUUCAGUCCCGAAAGUGGCCAUCACCUGACUGUUACUAUCUUUGUUUCACAGGCUGAAUGUACUAUAGUGUAUUGUAUGCCUUGUAAAAAUGUAUUUGAAAAUGCAAUCACUGGUAAUUGUAAUGUAGUGUAGUUUCAGCUUCAACUAGAGAAUAUUUAGCUGCAGUGAUGAAGCAGGCAUUUUGUAUGACAAGAACUUUCACUUUUUGUGUAACACUGGCCACCUUGAACAGUAAGUAAACUGCAGACAAGUGACCUGCAGAUACUUUGGCACAAUUUUAAUCUUCAUUACCACAGGAUGUGCUCUGCCUUCCUAUUACAAAUAAACAGUAGAUUUGACCUCUUAAACUUUACACACAGCACCAUUAGCGUUUUGUAGCUGUAGCUGUCAACCACAAGACACAGGGCUGGGUAUUUUCUGAAUGUUUUCUUCUUGAGCUGUGGUUGAGGUGAACGGGUAUGAUUGUAGUGAUACUGAACUGAAGAGCGUCGUGCUUUCCUGCGUUUUACCUGUAAUGUAAAAACCAAUAAUCUCCCGAUUAGCUUUUGUAAUGACUGCGUACGGUAGCAGCAAAGCCGCUGCAUUAUUCAUGGCUUUCUGUUCGUCUGGAGCGGUGCUGUGCUCUGCUGAGACGGCUCAAGCGCAUGGCUCAGCAGCAAGUGAUUAUCCUCAGUUCACCUGCCGAAAGGGGGGGGGGGGGGGGGUCACAGACACAGGAGAUCACCAGAAGUGAGGUGUCUGUGCCUGUCUCUUCAUUACUACGGUACAUGAACUGACAUGGCACUAGGUCCGUGGUAACAUUCCUUACAUAGCAGCAAUUGUCAAAUAUUCACAUUGGAAAAAAUCUAAACUCUGCCUUUAAGCAGUGCUUGAAUGAUUCUUUCAAAAAUUUCUGAAGAAUACUCUCUCUGGAACAGUAUUUUCCGGAAUUCCAGUAUUGCUAUGUUUACUCAUAGAUGCAAAAAUACCUCCUUUUAAAAAUAACAUAUUAUAAUGAAUGAACUGCCACUGCCUUUCUGCUGCUACUCAUAAACUAGGAACCUGUACAGAUAUUAUGAUCCUGGAAAAUUACAUGUGCUUUUACUGUGACUUGACCUGACACAUGACAUGACAGCGUUAAGAUCUAAGGCGUAGAACGUUAAGCCAGCAUUUGAGUUCAACAUGCAUGUGCCAGGCCUCACCAGAAAUCAUGGCAAACUUGGAAUGGCAAUUGAAAGAGCUGCCAGGGCAAAGAUCAUGUAGCACUGGGCUUAAGGACUAACUAGCUGCAGCUGAGAGCUCUCAUCCAGGACACAGAUAUUCCACUGUAUACUAUACUGUACAUGCCCACUUCAUUAACUGAAGUGAAGCGCUUGGUAACAGUUACGAAGCAUUCUGUUGAGCUGUUGUCCAGCCCUCCAGUGUCUAUGGUUUCGCUAUCAGGGUCAGCCCAGCCUGCAGUCUUUCCUGCAGGAGGAAUUCAGCCUUGACUUUUCUGAUGAAUUUUUUUGAUUGCUCAGUUACAGACCAUCAGGACUGCUCACAUAGUUGUUGUUUUUUUUUUUUUUUUCUUCAGUCCCUUGGCAGGCUACAUGCUGUAGCAAAUCCAACAUUCAGAGCUUCUUGGACAGGAAAUGACAGUGUAGGAAAUUAAGUGGAAAAAUUACUGUGAAGAGUUGACCCAUGCCAUAGAAGGUGGCAGCAAAUAGAAAUAUCUGUGUCAUAAGCUUUGGAGAAAUGCUUUGUUUGAAAGAGCAGAAUCAAAGACUUCUCCUAUGAUCGUUUCCAUACCAGUGCAUCGAUUUAAGAUGUGUAUUUGUGUUGUGUCAGUGACACUUGUUCUUCAGCCACACGCAUAGUUCAUUUUUAAACUUCAGAGUGUUACGGUUGGGAAUGGAGAUCUUCAAGUCAUCUGUGCACAUGCGCAUACACACACAAAUAUAUGAAAAUAGAAAACCCCUGAUCAUCUUCUACAGUUACAUCCACAAAGAGUGGGAUUUUUUUUUUUUUUUUGAAACAGGGUAUUAUACAGGAGAAUAGAAACAGAUAUGUGCAGAAUCCAGGCAGAACACAAUGCAGGGCUUUCCCCCUUGAAUCCAUUCUCCGAGAGAAACCCAUCUUCAGCCAUCUCUGCUUUUUCAUUAGCAUCAGUAAGUAAGCAAUCAGCCUCAUGGCAAGGGGCUUAACGUCCUUAUUUGAGCAGAUGAAGAAAAGAGCUGCCUGAAUGGAGGAGUCAUUGAUCUCUGGGGCAGUGUUAAGUUUGUGUCAGGAGUUUCCCCCUGAUGAUUUCUGGAGGGGUUUGGUUCAUUUUGCAUAUUUGUAGUGGUAGGGAGAGAGCAGACUGCAGAGAGAAGUCCAAACGGUGCUCGCAGAACGCGCCUCAACAGCGCUCUAUGGUUCUUUUUGUUGCGCAUUUCUAACGUGCCGAGUGAGAAGCAACUCUGACGAUGCUUUCUGCGUGUUCAGUAGCAGCACAGCUGUGGAGGAGGACACUCCGCCACCCUGUGUGAGGCAUGUUCAGCUGUUUGCACAUGACUCCUCUUGUAGAUCUGGAGCCAAAAAAGAUAUGGAGGAGGGACUGCAAUAUUUCACUGUCAUUGUCUGUUAACAAAAUGCGUAUUAAAGGUAUCAGCUGGAUUCAUUCUUUGACAAACCUGAACCCAGAACCUAAACCCAGAACCUGAACCCAGAUCAGCAAUGACACAGAUAUUCUGGCUGUAAUAGUAAAUCCCAUAUUACUGAAGGGUGUAGUUUUACCUUUGAUAUGUAAACUGCAGCAACAAUUUGGAGAUACCGUACUUGUUUUAAACAAAUAUAUUGAUAUUUGGAUGUACAAUAUUACAAUGCUACAGUAUUACUUGAUCAUUUUUAAAUCGCACAAUGUAAUGGCUGAGGUGUUGCUUCAUCUGGAAUCUCUGGUCCUGGGUUCAUAACUGCCAAUCCUUUAUUACUUUUGGAAAAUCUAUAUUUCAGAGAAGCGGGGCAAAAGAAGAAGAAUACAGCAGUCUCAGUUGUACCAGCGUGAGGUUUCUUCUUUCUCAUCAGCCUGAAAUAAAUACUGCACUAUUACUGAAACUACAAGGGCCUUGAACAUGAGUAGUUCAAAAUGAAUGUCACUGCUCCUGGCUGUAACCAAGUAUGGCUGUGUGUUCUGUAAAGAAACAGUUGUAAAAUAACACCUGUGUGUACAAUCAUGAUAUUUCUUUUAAUGUAAAUGAAGGGGUUACCUACUAAGCUACCUGUAUUUUAGAAGGUACAAUGUGAACAGAUUCAAAAUAAGGCAUAAUUCAUGUCAUUUCAAUUCAUCCCUUUUUCCCCAAAUGAUUUGCCUAAUUGACUUUUUUUUUAAUACGAGGCGCUUUCCAAGCUAUACAUACCUGGUUAAGAGAUCAUUACAAGCACUUUCGUAAAGUAAGUGUAUGACCAAAUACGAACAAUGUAUAAUCUGUGAUAAAAAAGGUGUUCACGGGUCAUGUAUUGAUUAUAAAUGCAAUGAAUUGGUGUCCUCUCCAGAUCUGGUGAUAGGUCUUGUUCCAGCAUUGUAUCAGAUUGUAUCAAAUUACCUUUCACUGUACUGAAAUAGUGCCCAGAUGCUUUCUGUAUAAAUAGGCUUUAUGUAAAUACAGCAGGCUGUCUCCACUUUGUCUGUAAGAAUUAAGGUACCCCAGAGGUGCUGACACACGGUUCCAUUUUUAUUUAUUUAGGUUUAGUUUUGAUUUAUUCUGUCUGUCAAUAAAGUGCAAGGUUGUGAAGGCUUUUUUGAGGGUUUGAGCGUGAUGCUGUUACUUAAGUCAAAAUGUAUCUUUGUGCUUUUUCACACAAACUGCUCAUUGGUCCAUUUGCAGACUAAUAAAGUGAUGCACUGGCAGAUGCGUCGCCACUGAAUUUGUCCCUCAUUGAAAAACUUUCACAGUUUGUGUUAAUCCCGUCGCUUUAGAAAUGCUUUUAAAAUACAGAUGAUUUUGUUUCAGCGUUUCACAG